Molecule: messenger RNA, 3289 nt
Organism: Sorghum bicolor (sorghum)
Lineage: Eukaryota; Viridiplantae; Streptophyta; Magnoliopsida; Poales; Poaceae
Product: GPI ethanolamine phosphate transferase 2
Exons: 17
Coding region: 79-3018 (979 amino acids)
Biological process (GO): GPI anchor biosynthetic process
Cellular component (GO): endoplasmic reticulum membrane
Source: RefSeq, a predicted model, not a curated record
GUCUCACUGGGACGGUUAGUUUAGUUUGCUCGUCGCGCUGGGCCGCCGGCUUCCGCCGUUCCGCGGCGGAGGGAAGCCAUGGGCGCCGCCGUCGCAGGGUGGACCGUGGCGGCGGUGCUGCUUCAGGUCGCCGGCCUCUCCCUCUUCCUCUACGGGUUCUUCCCCGUGAAGCCCACGCUGCGUGGCUUCAGUGGAGAGGAGAGCUACCAGGUGCCGUCGUGCGGUUCCGUUAGUGCUGGGCAGCAGGAGCCGGCGCUUCCCCCGGAUCAGCUCAGAUCUCUGUACAGGGAACUCUCUGGGAUCCCUCCUGUGUACGAUCGCUUAGUGUUGAUGGUAAUAGAUGGACUACCUGCUGAAUUUGUACUUGGGAGAGGCAGGAAACCUCCAAGCAAAGAAAUGAUGGAGUCUAUGCCAUACACUCAGUCUUUGUUAGCUGGUUGCAAAGCAGCAGCUUACCAUGCCAAGGCUGCACCUCCCACUGUCACAAUGCCCCGACUAAAAGCUAUGGUAUCUGGGGCAAUUGGCGGUUUUCUAGACGUAGCAUUUAAUUUCAAUACUCAAGCCUUCUUAGAGGACAAUCUUCUUGAUCAGCUUCAUAUGAUUGGUUUGAAGUUAGUGAUGCUGGGAGAUGAGACAUGGAUCAAAUUGUUCCCAACACUAUUCACUAGACAAGAUGGAGUGAGCAGUUUUUAUGUGAAAGAUACAGUUGAGGUUGAUUUCAACGUUUCACGCCACUUAGAAUUUGAGCUUGCUGCAAAAGACUGGAGUGUCUUGGUUCUUCACUAUCUAGGCUUAGACCAUGUUGGACAUAUAGGUGGCCGCCGGAGUGUUUUGAUGACCCAAAAGAUGAAGGAGAUGGAUGAUGUCAUUAGACGGGUGCAUGCUGCGAGCCUUCUGGAUAAUAUGAACAGAACACUUUUCGUUGUGGUUAGCGAUCAUGGCAUGACUGAAGGGGGUAAUCAUGGAGGAUCUUCAUAUGAAGAAACUGAUUCACUUGCCCUUUUUAUAGGACACAGUGUUGAGAGCCCAUAUUGUUCACCCUAUGACCAGAAUGAAGCACUUCAAGUGGAUCUUGCCCCGACUCUUGCUCUUCUACUUGGUGUACCAAUUCCGAAGAAUAAUUUUGGUGUUGUGCUUCCAGAGCCUUUAAACUCGUUGACAGAUGACCAGAAACUAAGGAUGUUAGAGCUUAACUCAUGGCAAAUCUUAAGAUUGCUGCAAGCACAAGUACCUGCCUUCUGCCUUGAAGAAUGUAUUAAUUCGGAGGGCAGCAUUGUACUUGACAUCCUUCAUGAAUCUAUUGAGAAAAAAUUGUGCCAUUUACUUUCUAAAGCCUUUUCUUCUCAUCAAUCCUCACGUCUUCAUCGAGGUUCUGAUUUCAAGUCUGUUCAAGCUGGGUACUAUGGAACUGCUGCAGAUAACUACUAUGGCUUCUUAAGAUAUGCGAGUGAGUGGUUGUCUCACAGAGCAACCGAUAAACCAUUAUAUUUACUGGUCUCUGCAAUCCUGCUGAUGACGGUGUCAUGCCUUUUCCUCAUGAGCACUGUGUCUUGCCUACUUAAGGGACGGUCUCUGAGUCAAGUUGAUCAACAUUCAGAGUCAUAUUUGGAUCAACGCUGCCACCUUGAUGAGGUUCUUGUUCUUGCUGGGAUGUUUCUCUAUGUCAUCAGUCUUGGUUCAAGUUCUUUUGUGGAAGAAGAGCAGUAUACAUGGCACUUUCUCACUUCUACUCUGUAUUUAAUAUUUCUGACCAAGGCAAUCCAUUCAAUGCUAAAAGGAUCAAAUCCAACACUUGGUCAUAAAGCAGAAGAGAGCUUUGACAAAAGUAACUUUUCCUAUGCUACAAGCUUUGAAUUAACCCCGGGCAAGAGAAAUGUUUACAAGUUAUGUACUAUCCUUAUUGUUCUUGUUGCUGGGAGAGUUAUAAGAGCUUGGCAUCAAGGUGGGAUCAACUGGGUUCACUUUCCUGAUAUUUCAAAGUUACUGGCGCAAGCUGACUCUUCUGUUGUGAAGUCUCUGCAGAUUAUCUCAUUUCUUGCAGUUGUGGUAUUGUUUUCAGUUUCACUCACUUUACUCAGAGCAAGAUCAAAGUUUGUUAUAGGAGUAUGGUUGACCCACAUUUUUUGUGGAUUUUUGGUUCUGCUGCAUAUCUGCGCAAAUCAAAUCAGUACUUCAUUACCAAUUAACCAUAGCACAGCAUCAAUAGCUCGACAGUUUUAUGUGAUUGCUAGUGUUUCAAUAUCUGCCACUGUUCUUGCUUCACCUUGGGUAUUUCCAAUAUUUUCCACGGAAGCAGAAUCAGCAUCCUCUGGUUCUAGUCCUGUAAAGGCUAUACAUGGCAUCAGAAAUUCACUUUUUCUCACUGGAAUAACAUAUACAGCGUUCUGGGGCCUUCUGCAGUUGCUUCUUCAACAACCAAUCAAUGCAAUUCCUCUUUUCCUCAUUUUCUUGCAAACAGUCUCGAGUGUAGUUCAUUUUUCUCUGGAUAAAACAUUACAUAAACAAUGGGUACAGGUUGUGGCAAUGCAGUUCUUGGGAAUGGCUGGUCACUUUGGUCUUGGGAAUACAAAUAGCCUUGCCAGCAUUGAUGUUGCUGGAGCAUUCAUUGGCAUUUCAAGUUACUCCACAGUUCUUUCUGGUAUACUGAUGUUUAUGAUAACAUAUGCAUCACCUCUGAUGUUAUACCUUGGGUUGGUCCUUCAUGUAUCGGUGAAAGAUAUUGAUGAUAUCUCUACUCUACGGCACUUGAAAUGGAGCUAUAUUCUAGACAAAAUGGUCACAUUGCCAUGUUUGUUUCCUUUGCUCAUUAAUUCUCUUGCGUUGACUUCAUACACCAUUGUUUUGCUACUCAUGAGGAAUCACUUAUUUGUUUGGAGCGUAUUUUCACCAAAGUACCUCUAUGUCUGCGCAGCAACAGUGUGCACGUAUGUCGGAGUAUUCGUCAUAGCUAUGACUGCAGUCUACAAUUGCGCUGUUUUUAAGUUCAGGGCGCGAAGCUACAGGGAUAAAUCCCAGUGAUCAGACUAAUGAUUAGUUGUUCUGAUUUACAAGUAGACAUUUGUAAGAACUCAGAAAGGGGAGUAUCUUGGCCUAUUCUCUCAUCGUACAACAUUGAACUCCCAUGUUUCCAGACCAUGCAGUCCCUGCAAGGGCCUAUACAACAUUUCUCGUUCUCUUUACUAAUUGUAUUCUUCUUCUGCGAGUACAUUGUAGCCUGAGUUGCACUGUUUCGAUUGCGAGAUCCAUGUUGAGCCAUUUUCAUAUAUGAAUCUGAGCAUUAAACUUUAAA